Molecule: messenger RNA, 1098 nt
Organism: Salmo salar (Atlantic salmon)
Lineage: Eukaryota; Metazoa; Chordata; Actinopteri; Salmoniformes; Salmonidae
Product: NAD(P)H dehydrogenase [quinone] 1
Cellular component (GO): cytosol
Molecular function (GO): NAD(P)H dehydrogenase (quinone) activity
Source: RefSeq, a predicted model, not a curated record
CUGUCAGUAUGUGCUAGUUUCCAUCCAAACCAGCUUUACCCUUAGCGCAGCAGACAGCACUAAAAUGGCUGAGAAGAUACUGAUCGUGUACGCCCACCAGAGUGCUGGAUCGUUUAACGCUGCAGCCAAAGACGCGGCUGUGAAAGUUCUGACAUCUCAGGGCUGUAAGGUGGAGGUGUCUGACCUCUAUGCCAUGAAGUUCAAAGCCUCUGCUACUGCUGAAGAUGUCACUGGGACGGUGAAGGAUGCUGAACACUUCCAGUACGGAGAGGAGACCAUGCUGGCAUGGAAGGAGGGCCGACUCUCUGCUGACAUCACUGAGGAACACCGCAAACUUUCUGAAGCGGCGGUUGUCAUAUUCCAGUUCCCAAUGUACUGGUUCACUGUUCCUGCCAUCAUGAAGGGCUGGAUGGACCGGGUCCUCACACUGGGGUUUGCAUACACCUCAGAGAAGCGGUACAGCCAGGGCAUCUUCAAGGACAAGAAAGCCAUGCUGUCUUUCACCACUGGAUCCCAUGAGUCCAUGUUCAGUGCCAAUGGCAUCAAUGGAGACAUGAAUGUCACCCUGUGGCCACUGCAGAAUGGCAUCCUGCACUACUGUGGCUUCCAGGUUCUGGCUCCUCAGAUCUUCUGGGCUCCACCCCACAUCCCCUCUGAGGCUCGCUGCAGUAUGCUGGAGGCAUGGCGCACACGGCUGGAAGGGCUUCUGGGAGAAACUCCGCUCUACUUUACCCCCUCAGACAGCUUUGAUGGUGGGCGGGGCUUCCAGCUUAAAGAGGAUAUCCAGGAGAAGCAUGCAGCCAAUAAGUUCGGCCUGACUGUUGGAACCCACCUGGGCAAGCCCCUCCCACCCAACAGCCAGAUCAAAGCUGGUGUGUGAAGGGUUCUAGGAUAAUGUCCUGCUCUUCUGUACCUGGGUAGUUGACGUAAUAACCUUUGACAUGAUGGCAAAUGAAAUGACUUAAAUUGGGUAGCUUGUGAUAUUAAUAAAAGCUUCAAUCAUGAGUAAAGUCAUGCAUCAUUUUGUCUUAAUGUUGAACCUGAUGUGACAACUGUCCACUGGUGACUGUUCUCAUUAAGGUUGUGAAGGUAACUAAU